This is a messenger RNA of Drosophila persimilis, 3962 nucleotides long. It is a transcript of the gene pan, whose product is annotated as protein pangolin, isoforms A/H/I/S. The record is from RefSeq and is a predicted model, not a curated record. Bases 7 to 3486 code for a protein of 1159 amino acids. The transcript has 5 exons. NCBI's taxonomy places the organism in Eukaryota, Metazoa, Arthropoda, Insecta, Diptera, Drosophilidae. Gene Ontology annotation, molecular function: DNA-binding transcription factor activity, RNA polymerase II-specific; RNA polymerase II cis-regulatory region sequence-specific DNA binding. Gene Ontology annotation, cellular component: beta-catenin-TCF complex. Gene Ontology annotation, biological process: regulation of transcription by RNA polymerase II; canonical Wnt signaling pathway.
UCUGGAAUGUCUUCUGCAUCGGCUGUAGCGGAAGUUCUUUUACGGCAGCCGAACACCGUUACCCAAAAUAUGCAAAAAGUAGAUGAGAUAGCAAGCAAUCAAGAGCUCGAGCAAGAGUUAAAUCGCAAUCGAGAACUUUUAUCCUACGUAUUUAAUAAUAGCAUGCUGUCUCACCAGAAGUUCUCACAGCACCCAUUGUUAUCUCGACAUUUUGCUGAAUUUGUACAGCCUAAGUUAACUGAGCGGGAACCAGAAUCAGAAAGUGUCCUCGAACGCAAAACACAUAUGAUUGAUUUUUCGGGGUCAAAGAAGCUAAGUAUUCGGCAAGAGGAUCUCCCUCCAACCCCAUCUUCGCAGGAUAAUAACAAUAACAAUGAGAUGCUGAAUGACGUAGAAAGUGCAUUAAGAUUUGGAGAAGAUCUUAUUUUAGAUUUUCCCCAUCUUCAACAAAUUCACAGCAAUCGGGGGCAACAAAUUGGGGAACCAGAAGAUACUUUUAAAUCAAACAGCACAGAACAUUCCUCAAAGCGAGGUAAAACCCCAAAGGAUCACCUGAAGUCAACCUGUAAUUUAUUUAAGGAGCACAAAAUCCUGCUUGCUGAUGUGAAAAGAAGCCUAGAACAACUUACAUUACUUUCUGGUCAAUUCCGGGAUAACGUCAGUGUACGUCACCGUCAAGAUGCCUCUAAAACCACCAAUUCGUCUCUUGAAGCAACUGUACGUCGCCAAUUAAAUGGAAACUGCAAGAAAAUUGAAGACAUCUUGGACCAAAUAAAGCGACUUCAUCAUCAAUGGAAUAGUGCAGAGCUCUAUUAUCUGCGCAGCUUGCAACGCUUAGGACUCAGUUCAGAGGAUGGUGCUGGUUUUAGUUCUACGCCAACACAUACUAUAAUGGCACUGGCUGCCAUUGCGUUGUCCGUAGAAUGUGAGCUUAAACCUAAAAUAUACGAUACCCAAAUUGACUCCAGCGACCUAAAGCAGCAAGUAAACACAAGUGAGUCUGAAUUUGUAUCAACUAUAGAAAAACCCAAAACGCUACAUGAUAUAGAGAAUAUAAUCCUACAAAAAGCUUCAACCGUGCUUAUACAUCAAGGGAAUCUGUCCAAUAAUACGCUCAAUGGUUGCAGUGAUAGUGAUAAUAGCGAAGGAGAAAAAUCAAUACCAUCGCCCACGUGCAUAUGGCAUCCGAAAAACCGAGACACUCGAUUUAAGGAAGAAGACGAAAAUUGUAGCACUGCUGCUGAAAUAAUUUUGGAGUACGCAUCUAAAACAAAUUCUUUACAAAUUCCUGAUCGUUUUACUAAUACUAGUGCAAAGGUCCGGGCGAAUAUUUCAGAUUCUAUUGAAAGCUAUCGUGCAUUGAAUAUGAGUCCACUAUUAUCGUUUAAAAAUAGCAGAGACAGUUUAGCUGUUUCAAAUGUCAACGAAUCUGGCUAUUUUGCGGAGAUCCAGUUUCCUGCAGCACCUUCUACGCCACCGACAAGCAGUAAUAGUAGCUGCUCGACUGGAACUAUUCAUGUUACAUGUCCGUUAAAUAACAAUCGAAGAAAAUCUAGAUACGCACGUCGCAUCGAAACGCCGACAACGUCUUCUCAAAAAACAACUUUAUUAAAGGGUGCAAGUAUUCAGGAAUAUUCUCGCAGCCACCAAACAGGAAGUGUUUAUAACGUAAUAGAUGCUACUUUACCCAUACCAUCAUCAAUUACAACCGCAAUAACAGGAGCGACAUCUACACCUUCUCCUCCAAUUGUUCAAGCCGCAUCUUCGGCUAUUGCCACCGUAACCGCACUGCAAGAACGUGCCCUAACUAAUAUGUUCAAAGCUCGACUGAGCGCUUUGACGGCAGCUGCAGGUAUCGACAACGGAGGUGGAGGCCUUGCCAGCGACAAAUGUGAAGGUGAACCGGUACCAGAUGCUCCGUAUGAUCUAAGCAUUGGAACCAAGCUUAAAAACAUAAACUUGGAUUCAAAAAACUCAUCGAAUACCCAAUCUAUCGACUGUAAAGAUAGCUCAAAUGAUAAAAAGAAACCACAUAUCAAGAAACCGUUGAAUGCGUUUAUGCUUUACAUGAAGGAGAUGAGAGCUAAAGUAGUCGCCGAAUGUACGCUCAAAGAAUCAGCCGCAAUCAAUCAAAUUUUAGGGCGACGGUGGCACGAACUUUCCCGCGAAGAACAAAGCAAAUAUUACGAAAAGGCUCGGCAAGAGCGUCAAUUACAUAUGGAAUUGUAUCCGGGGUGGAGCGCACGAGAUAACUACGGUUACGUGUCAAAAAAGAAAAAGCGUAAAAAAGACAGAUCGACAACGGAUUCGGGAGGUAAUAACAUGAAAAAGUGCCGUGCUAGAUUUGGACUGGACCAGCAAAAUCAAUGGUGCAAGCCAUGCAGACGCAAAAAAAAAUGCAUACGCUACAUGGAGGCUAUGAAUGGAACAGGCGCGAUCGAAGAUGGAAGUGGAAUUGAUGAUCUUGGAAGCCAGCUAAGUGAUGACGACGAUGAUGAUGAUGAUGAUGAUCAGUUAGUCGGUAGCUGCGGCAGCGGUGAUGAAAGUAAUAAAAUUCCAGAUGAUGAUACAGAGUCUCUGAAUCAGUCAAUAUCCAGCCCUGGCUGCCUAAGCGGGUUGUCUAGCUUACAAAGCCCGUCUACAACAACAAGCUUGGCGAGCCCACUUAAUAUGAAUAUUAAUCCAGCAACACCGUCUCUGUUAGCUGUCAGCACUAAUGCGCUUAUGGUCCCCAAUGCAGAACAGGGAUCCAGUCAACCAAGAUCGGAAUCUAUUUCCGCAUCAGGAUCGAGUAGUGGGUCAACUUGUAGUAUAAGCACUACGCCGAAUACCUCAAAUACUGUCUCGCCUGUAACAGGAACGACGGGUCCAUCUUCAAGUUUAGCCCAUGAGCGCGCUAUGAUGCUUGGAAAUCGUUUCAGUCACCUAGGUAUGGGCCUUAGUCAUCCAAUAGGUAGUUCUGUUAGCAACAAACCUGAUGCAUUAUUCCAGCCACAUCCUUCAGUCAGUAAAAAUAAGAGUUCAGCAAAUGGCUUUAAUGGUUUUAGCGGUUCUGGUGUACCGCCUAAGGCGCCGGCGCCGGUAAACGUACCACGAAACCCCAUUGGUGCCAAUCCACGAGAUAUAAAUAAUCCAUUGAGCAUCAAUCAGUUAACUAAGCGGCGUGAAGAUCUAAAUGUUUGCUCCAUUGCAGUCUCUGAUUCUAAGGAAAAAAGUGCUUUGGGGCCUACGUCCAUUAUUCACCAUGCUGCUCCCCACGGCUAUCACCCACACCACUCGCUUUUUAAUAGCAGCUUCAGCCAACAUUUUCACCAACAGUUGACCCACCAUUUAGCGGCAGCUAGCAAUAGCGAGUCAACAAUAUUGUCUGGAGAUACCCAUUCCAUAAACAACGGCAAGCAUACUUCCUCAGAUCCGCCAACGAACGCAAACAAUCCCUCUUCAAGUGCUGGUUCUUCCGAAACUGGAGCCAUUAGCGUAUCAUAGCAAACUGCUAGUCUAUUAAAAUACCUAUCGCCGGCUUUCUCUCAAUUUUCUCAAUAUUCAGUGUUGUGUGAGAAGCAGCUUAAAUUAAUGAACGUGCAAUAAAUAGUAUUAUCGCCAUCCCAUUCGCCAUCUUUAGAAACAUGUGGCCAUUAAUAGACAAGUGCCAAAAUUUAAAUUAUUUAUAUAUACAUAUGAAUAUGUAUAUUUGAAUUUUUGUAAUAAUUGAAACUAAAAUCUGGAUAUCUUGGCAUUUUCUAUAAAUAAAAGAAGAGGCCAAACAGAAAUAUUUCUCUGGAGACAACACAAAUGGAUCAAAGCUCAUGCUAGGGAACGCCAAAUAAAUUAAGUAAGCGUGUUUACGUAUGUAGGUAUGUAUGUUUGUACUUAUGGUAUAUGUGUACAUACUUACUUAUCUUAAGCUACUUACUUCUGUUACACUUACCUAUCCGCAGAAAGUUUAAUUCAACUAUAAUAUA